GCAUCUGCCUGUAACGUGGGGGUGGGGCAGGCAGGGGAUUAGAAAUCUCUGAGAUCAACAUCACAAGUGUCCGGACUUUUCUGGUCCUGAGGCUGUGGACAGCCUCCAGAGUGGUGGCUCUGUUGGGGGAACAUUAGAGCUCCUGCAACACAGGAGUCCUGGUGAGGAGGGACCCUCCUUGUCACACAGGCCCCUUCUGAAGCUGGGGACCCCUUGGGUGGCAGCCGCACCCAGGAUGUCCACGCUGAGCAUCCACUGCCUGAAACCCUCGCCUCUGCACCUGCCGUCUGGGAUCCCAGGGUCCCCAGGCCGCCAGCGGCGCCACACGCUCCCCGCCAACGAGUUCCGCUGCCUCACCCCAGAGGAUGCUGCCGGCGUGUUUGAGAUUGAGCGAGAGGCCUUCAUCUCUGUCUCCGGCAACUGCCCCCUGAAUCUGGACGAGGUCCAGCAGUUCCUGACCCUGUGUCCCGAGCUGUCCCUGGGCUGGUUCGUGGAGGGCCGUCUCGUGGCCUUCAUCAUUGGCUCCCUGUGGGACGAGGAGAGACUUACUCAGGAGUCGCUGACGCUGCACAGGCCCGGGGGCCGCACCGCCCACCUGCACGUGCUGGCCGUGCACCGCACCUUCCGGCAGCAGGGCAAGGGCUCCGUCCUGCUGUGGCGCUACCUGCACCACGUGGGCGGCCAGCCGGCCGUGCGCCGGGCCGUGCUCAUGUGCGAGGACGCGCUGGUGCCCUUCUACCAGAGGUUCGGCUUCCGUCCCGCGGGCCCAUGUGCCAUCGUCGUGGGCUCACUGACCUUCACGGAGAUGCACUGCUCCCUGCGGGGCCACGCCGCCCUGCGCCGGAACAGUGACCGCUGACCCCCCGGGGAGCCCAUGGUCGGGAGCUCCUACUCAAUCCCCGGUUGGUCCCCUUCUCUGUCCUGCCGUGCCCCCUGCUCUGCUUGGUCUGAAGGGAGACGGUGAUUCCCAGGGGAUGGAUGGUGGAACGGAGAGAAUGGGUGAAAUAAAGAGAGAGCAGGGCAGCUGCUCCCAACCCAGGUGCCCUCCUGGGGUACAAGUA
Bubalus bubalis (water buffalo) is the source of this 1061-nucleotide messenger RNA. It is a transcript of the gene AANAT, whose product is annotated as aralkylamine N-acetyltransferase. Gene Ontology annotation, biological process: circadian rhythm; response to light stimulus; melatonin biosynthetic process. Gene Ontology annotation, cellular component: cytoplasm. The record is from RefSeq and is a predicted model, not a curated record. Bases 236 to 859 code for a protein of 207 amino acids. Lineage: Eukaryota; Metazoa; Chordata; Mammalia; Artiodactyla; Bovidae. The transcript is spliced from 4 exons. Gene Ontology annotation, molecular function: aralkylamine N-acetyltransferase activity.